This is a messenger RNA of Acanthaster planci (crown-of-thorns starfish), 5390 nucleotides long. RefSeq lists its product as uncharacterized. Gene Ontology annotation, biological process: regulation of transcription by RNA polymerase II. NCBI's taxonomy places the organism in Eukaryota, Metazoa, Echinodermata, Asteroidea, Valvatida, Acanthasteridae. Gene Ontology annotation, molecular function: DNA-binding transcription activator activity, RNA polymerase II-specific; RNA polymerase II cis-regulatory region sequence-specific DNA binding. The record is from RefSeq and is a predicted model, not a curated record. Gene Ontology annotation, cellular component: nucleus.
CGCUGGCGGAUGUAGAUAUAUGCGGUUGAACUUACCACUUACCAGGACUCCGAGUCAAAAUAUAACCAGUGCAGUUAGGCUUAGUCGCUUUUGUUUUGGAAAUUUAUGUACGGCUUCACUCAAGAAAUUUAUGCAUUUUCUGAUUGGUAAAUGGGGCUCUCUUAACCAAAUGGUGUGAGCAGUCCUACUCCGCCCUUGGAUCAUGAACAUUCAAGCCUCCCUGCUUUGAAUUGGCAAUCUUCACUGUGAUUUCACUGACUGUACCAUUCGCCAUGAAGUACAUAAAGAAUAACACGUUACGUGAAUAUGUUAAGGAGGAGUUGCGGGUUUCGUUAUUUCAAAUGGCACACAAGUUGGCCAUACAAACAGGCUGUGAAAUACUGGUCAAGCUGGAGGAUUGUGCAGACCACAGUGGCUGUCAGUACUAUGCCACAAGAACCCUUAACCUCCAGUAUAUGGACAAGGGGCUGUCCAAACAGCCAUGGGAAGUCAUGGUCUCAGGGAUUACGGGGUUGCCCGUGUCAAAUCACGGUGACCAGAGCGAGGAUCAGAACGGAAGCUUUGCAGAGACUGAAGAAUAUGAAUUGAGCACUGAUGGACACGACGCGGAAAUGGACACUUCCGCUGAACUCUCAUUCGCCAAUAACCUCCCGUCAGAAUCCCCAGCCAACAUGGCAGUUGUAAACCAGGACAGUGAGCAAGGUGGCCAAACUGUUGUGCAUGUGAUUAAAACCGAGCCAGGCAACUCCCAGUUGACCACCUCUGCAGAUGAAGAAUCAUGGACCAAGACCACUGUCACACUGCCUUUCCCUGUGUCUCUUGAGUCGGCCUUAAGCAGCCAACAUGGGGCUGGGGGCUUGGAUGCAAACAGUCAAGAUCAGUCCAUGGAUGCGGACCAGAUUCAGCAGCAGAUCUACAUAUAUGCAAACACUAAUACGGAGGAAAAGGGAGGGGACUUGGGUGGGACAGCAGUCGAGGAUGAAGGGGCAGACGACAACACUGAUCCGCAACGCCGCCGCACCCCUCCCUCACUGAACUACCAGUGUAGCUUGUGCAAAAAGCGGGUGAGCAGCGUGCCACUUCUAGUCCGUCACGCCAAGAUGUACCACCCAGGUGAUGAGAGCAUGCGCUACCACUGUGUCCCCUGCGACCGGGAGUACAAGCACGCCAGGCACUUGGAGCAGCACACGGAGCUGCACAGCAAGGCCAGCUAUCGAUGCUCCACCUGCUGCAAGGGCUUCUAUCGUAGCUCCACCCUGCGUGAGCACGAGCUAAGGGACCACCAGGGACGCUACCGGUACUACUGCCCCAAGUGUCACAAAGGGUUCAUGCGUCCUAGCACCAUGCAGACUCACUUGAGCCGCAGCCACCCAGCGUGGUUCAGCAAAUCCAAGGUCUCACCUAGAAUUGUCCCCAAAACAUCCAAAAUCCUAGACAGUCUUCCCCGGAUAAUUAUACCGGUCAAAGAUGGGGAGGAGCUAAGUUCAUUGUGUACAGUGACCGCCAGUGAGGCAGUGCCAUCAACAAGUGGAGAGCAAGGGCAAAUGACACAGGCUAGUGGCCAGAAUAGCGUUGGGGCAGUCGCACACUCCGAUUCUGAAACCGUACAGACAACAGUCAGCGAGAAUGUCCAGAACCAGACAGAAAAGAAGAUGAUGAAGGUGAUGUAUCAGUGUAAAGAGUGUGGCCGGAUGUACGACAAUGCCAAUUCCCUGGUGCGCCACAUCCACGACCGGCACGACAGUCGGACCAAGUUGCGGUGCAACCAGUGUAGCUACCGAACCAGUCGCACCUCAGACCUGGCUCGCCACAAGAGGGCUAAACAUCCAUUUGUGGUUGCCACUCAGUCAGCCAACAGUUUGGAGUAGGAUCUCUCUUUGGGAUCUCUCAAUAGGGCUCCCACCUUACUGGAUGUGAUGACAAGUUUCACAGUCCACUUGUUGACAGCAAGAGUUGAUGGAGUUGUGUAUGUGCAUCUCGCAAGAAGCUAAUUAAAGAAAUUCCUGUGUUUGAGCAGAAAGAAUUUGGAAGGGAAACGGCUUCCAUGGAAAAGAAAUUCAGCAAAGGAGGGCUUAAAUGUGCAUUUCACCCCCAGAUAUUUGUAACUCAGUAUUUUUAACCGAAUGCAAGCAUAAUGUGUCCACUUGAACUUGCUUGUGCAUCAUGUUGCAAAAUCACCAAGCUUUGAACUUAAUUGCUCAUUUUUUUCAUCUGGGCAUAACUUUUACUCCCACUGUAAUUUAGAAAUUUCAUAGUGUGGGUUUUUCUUAAAUAUUUCACCAGAGAAGUGCUUAAACAAAUAACCUUUCUCUCCAAACUUUUUCAAAGGAUUUUGGAAUGUCUUCUAAAGCUACAUGUACAUAUAAUCCCAGUUAGUAAAUUUCAACAUCUUCAAGUCUGCACACUCACCAGGAAUCUCCACAUUUACUAAGUUACCAGUGAUACGGAAAAAAAAACACGAGAAAGCUACCUCUGGUUUAAAAACUGCAGACAUAGCAUAUGCCAUAGUCACAUUGCGCAUUAUCCAUAUAGAGCCUCUUUUUGCCCAAACAUGUAUUUCUGAAAUCACGCGUGUACAUGUAAAAAGUAAUCUAGUGUUUAGCCUGGCUUAUUCUGUAGGGAAACAGUAUGAAAAAUUUGCAAGGUCGCCUGCCUGUCUUCUUUUGAUGGCCUAUGUGCUUCAGCUGGGGCUCUCCUCAUCCAUUGAUUGUUAUGAAUUAUCAGUUAAUAAUGGACAAUGGGAAAAUGCCUCUACACUCUCCAGCCAAUGCAAAUGGGAGUGCUUGCAUAACCAACAUUGAUAUCUGUGUGACGCUCACACCAGUUUUGGGUGACCUCAUGGUUUCCCCACAUGCCCACAGUAUCUCCUUCAUGGACAGGUCUUAACAAAGGCUCUUAGUGAGAGUGCAUUGUGAAGGGAUAUUUCAUGCACCAUCUGGUGUGUCUGGAUGCUAAGCAUGAGAGAUUACCUUCUAGGGCCCCUGCUGUUCGCACCAUCUAGUGACUUCAUUUAUGUGACAUGACUGUGCAGCAGAUCCACCGUAGUUGCCACCGGAAGUGGCUUCAGUUGUCAGUACGGAAUGUGAAAGGGGCAACUUUGUAUGGAAAGAAUUCUAUAUACGGGCGCUGCUUGACACCCUGUGCACAAACCCUACGAGACUGGUCUGAAAAAGUCUCUGUUUUUGAAGUGAAUACCUAAUUUUUUUCACUGCUAAAAUUAACUUUUUAGGACAUUUAUCAAUUGUCAUAUGGCUAGUACAUAUAGGUCACUGCAGGGAAAAAUUAGUGGUGUCUGUGUAUGGAAUAUUUUUCCCUUCAAACUUGAAAGGAUCAUGUUCCAAGUCUUUGAAAUGUUCACAACACCCCCUACUGUUCUGCAGUAUUUCAUCAGUAGGAAGAGCCCAUAACCCCCUCCCCCACAAAAAUAUGAUCAUUAGACGUACCCAGCAUAUCCAGUGUACUCACCGUCGGUGUGUUGACCUUUUGCACAAGUGGGAUUUCAUGAGAGUGGAUCGAACUUUCAAACCUUUCUCAAUAUGCUUAUCUUAAAAACACCAAUCCCUAGAAUCACAUGACCGUAUCCUUUUGUCACUCCGUGUUUCCAAAACUCACUUUGGUAUUGUGUCAUUCUGACAGAUAAUAAGAGAACUGCAUUCAUAAGUUGGCUGAACCUUGAAUGUGCUGAAUGGGUUCAUCCUUUCUGCAACUGAGCGUAAGUUUGAAAAUUCAUGGAAAAAAAUUGUUCUAAAAAUUGAUGAAGAAAAUAGUUUUGAGCCGAGUCAAAAUCCAGAUGUCGCAUUAACUUUAGCAUGUAUAUGUAUUUGUAGGUCAUUCUAUCUGUAAGAGUAUGCUAGUGUACAACUUAGAUAUGUUAUGUUGUUUCCUCGUAAGUUAGUAUUUAACAAUACUGUUGUCUAACAAGCGACAAUUUGGCAGAUCUCACUUGUAUUAAAAAUAGCAUGAGCUUUUGGCAAUAUUACUGAAAACUACCAAAGCAUCUGGAGAAAAUGGAGUAAGUUUUACUUAAAAUCAAAUCCUCCCAAACGGGAUUUGGUCUUGCAUCUUAGAUUUGAACCUUUGGGGUUUUUUGUUUGUUUUUUGACUAUCCUAAAAAUUAAAUAUAUCUAAUAAUGUAUUCAUUUAUUUCCGAUUACAUUUGUUAAGUCUUCAAUUUUUUGAUCACCCAGUUGUGGAACACUUUAAUUUGCUGCAGAAGAGACAGACUCCACUGCUAUUUAUUGAGAAGGCAUUUUUAUAAGUGUACAUGUACAUGUACAUGUACGGUUGCACGUAUGCUGAAUCAAAAAGGUCUUAAAUUUGUGAAGUUAGGAAUGAGCAUUCAUCUCUGAAACUGCUCCUUUAUCAAAUGUAAGUUGUUUUGCUGUGAAGGAUCACAAUAAGAACGAACUUACUGUAAUACGUAAGAAAGUAUGGAAGGGAAAAAAAUAAUCAUAAUUAAUGAUCGGCACGAUUUGAUUGAAUGUGACCAGACUUUUCAGGUUUAUCAGAUUGACGGUUGCAGUCAGAAAAAAAACCUGAUUUGUUAUUAGCCAGAUGGAUCUUUACAAAGUGACAUCGUUUGGGUUUGUCACCAAAUUUGGGCUAGAAACGUGAGCUUAAAGGGUACUUGCAUCUAGCCUGUUUUGCGUACUUGAUGAACUUAUUGGGAAUUGUAUGUGUUAACUUAAUGAAGUACACUUAUUGUAACUAAAAGAAUUGUUGAAAGAGCAGUUUUUUUUAUAAACAUUGUCAUUCUCUUCAUGCACCAAGAGUUUCAUUUGAGAAGGUGCCUCUGUAUUUAAUGAUUGGUGUAUUUUUUUUUUUAAGUUAGAGUCAAUUUUUGCUUUGUUUUUACAAUUGUAAGAAGGUAAUUUGUAAAGAGGUCAUUUAUGUACGUUUUGGAAGAAGGGGCAAUAAGUUGGUCUGUAUUGUGAAUAUGACAGGUUCAUUCAUAUUGAUUUUUUACAGUAGACAGUUUUAUGCUGCCUUGACAUAUUUUCAGUUCAUUGCUUGUCUACUUUAUCGAGUUUGUCUGGAAAAAAUAUAAGCCAAAGUCACACCGGGUUUUACCUAGAAAGGUGGUCAUAAUGGAAACUAGAUUCUGAUGUUCGUUCAGUUGGGAUAAAUCACUUGUGGUAUUGUUACGUUGAACAAAAGAUUUUGCAAGGUUUCAUUUUUGGGAUGGUCGUUUUCACGUUGACCUCAAACAAUGUCACUCACAAUUGGAAAAUAAAUGUGUUAUAAAUGUAUUAUUGUAACAUACAUGUAACAUCAAUGAUUAUAUCACACAACCUGUAAAACUUGUACACAUUAGCACUUCAGUAGGGUUUAAUUACUGUCCUUUGUAGAUGGUAGUUUUAUUAUUAAAAGAAGAGUAUUAGGGAAUGAAA